Molecule: messenger RNA, 1578 nt
Organism: Dioszegia hungarica
Lineage: Eukaryota; Fungi; Basidiomycota; Tremellomycetes; Tremellales; Bulleribasidiaceae
Product: X-domain of DnaJ-containing-domain-containing protein
Exons: 10
Coding region: 1-1578 (525 amino acids)
Biological process (GO): protein import into peroxisome matrix
Cellular component (GO): cytosol
Source: RefSeq, a predicted model, not a curated record
AUGGCAGCUGUAGCACCCAAGAAGGUCAAGGAUACGGCGUACUAUGAUGUCCUGGGGGUAGCGCCCGAAGCGACCGAUAUCGAGCUGAAGAAGGCAUAUCGGAAGAAAGCUAUCCAGUUCCACCCGGAUAAGAACCCCUCGCCUGAAGCCGAAGAGAAGUUCAAGGAGGUCGGUGAAGCGUAUCAGAUCCUCUCCAAUGCGGACUCCCGAGCCUUCUACGACAAGGUCGGGAAGAAGGGAAUGGACAAGGUGGAUGGACCAGGAGAGAUAGAUCCUCAGGAGGUCUUCUCCAAGAUCUUUGGUGGAGAGGCGUUCUACGACUAUAUCGGCGAGAUCUCCUUGAUCAAGGACUUUACGAGCACGAUGGAGGCCGCGAUGACGCCGGAAGAGCGGGCAGCUAUGGAGGCUGCAGAGGAAGAGGCGAAUGGCGAGAGUCCAGCUGCUGCCGCUGGAUCCACGCCAGCCACCUCAGCUGCGGACCCGACCGCCGUGCCCGCCGCUGCAGAAAACGUCCCUAUCUCAACAUCAGCCACCUCCAUGCCCGCCUCCACCUCUGAACAAUCCAAUUCAUCCCUCGCACACCACUCGUCCUUCUCCACCAACACAUCCGGGACGACUGCGAGUGGUACAGCGACACCAUCGGGGAGCUCGAGUGGUAUCGCGCAAAAGGAGGAGGCGAGUGGCGCGGCGGCUGUCAAGAAGGGCAAAGCGAAGAUCACACCUGAGCAGCGGGCAAAGAUGGAUGAGAUCGAGCGAAAACAGGAUGAGGACAAGAAGCGAAGGGUGAAGGAGCUGCAGGAUAAGCUGGUUCAGCGGAUACGGCCCUUUGUGGACGCCAAGAACCCAGGGGAUAUAAACGAUCCUGAAACGAAGGUGUUCGAAGCUAGGAUCAGAACGGAGGCGGAGGAUCUGAAGCUGGAGUCUUUCGGUAUUGAGCUGCUGCAUACUAUCUCCGGCGUGUACAUCACAAAAGCUGGCAACUUUGUCAAGUCCCGCAAAUUCUUCGGUGGGGGUUUCCUCGGGCGGCUGAAGGAGAAAGGAGGGAUGGUGAAGGAGGGCUGGGGACUGCUUGGAUCUGCUAUUGGGGUACAAGCUGCGAUGGCCGAAAUGGAGCGGCUAGAGACCAAGGGCGGAGCCACACCCGAGGAGAUUGAAGCGCUCGCUCAGGAAUUGAGUAGCAAGAUGUUGUUGACUACUUGGAAAGCGACCCGAUGGGAGGUGAUCAAUAUUGUGGGCGCAGCUGUUGAUGGUGUACUGUACGAACCAGGAUUGUCGAAGGACGUUAGCUAUAAGCGUGCCAAGGCGAUUCUGACGAUCGGUGGGAUCUUCAAGACGAUGCAGCCUGAUGAAGGGGACGAUGAGCGGAGAGAACUGGAGCGGUUGGUCAUGGAAGCAGGUAACAAGAAGAAGAAGGCAGAAAAGGAGAAAGAGAAGGCGGAUAAGGAGAAGCCGAAGGGAGGGAGUGGGUGGGGUUGGGGAUCGUCAGCACAUGCGGCGCCGGCAGCGGCUCCUGCACCAGGAACGGCCGAGAUGCCGGCGGCUGCUGUGGCUACGGAGGAGAAGAAGGCUGCUGUAUGA